GUCCUCUCCGAUCCGGGUCUCCACAGAGUCUAACUCUGACCCGACCCGACCCAAUUCACUAAUGGAGGACGAACCAAAGCUCCCAACCGAUGACGGUCCAACUUUCGGCGAGUCGUGUAAAAUCUCGUCAGCGAUAUUGACUGCCGGUGAUCGGAAAUUACUUAAAGUUGAACUCCUUCAAGAGGAGACCACGCACGUGUCGUGGAAGAAGCUUAUGGACGAGGCUUGCAAGGAAAACGGCUUGUUCGCUUCGCCCCCCGAACGGCCUCCUAAUGCUAACCCUAACCUCGACUUUCGCCUUGCACCGGGGGCACAAACAGAAAAUGAAAUGGUGAAUCAACCUCAUCCUAAUCGUCUUAACUCCGUUAUAGCAAAGAUUGAGAGACUUUAUAUGGGUAAAGACGGUAGUGAUGGGGAAGAGUUAGAUGGUGCUCCUGACGAUGACGACUAUGACACUGAAGAUUCAUUUAUCGAUGAUGCUGAAUUGGAUGAGUAUUUUGAAGUUGAUAAUUCGCCAAUAAAACAUGAUGGAUUUUUUGUCAAUAGAGGAAAGUUAGAACGAAUUGAACCUUCAGCUACAUCAAACCAGCAGCAACCAAAGAAAAGGCGAAGGAAGGAGUCAGCAAAACCUUGUGGCGACGUUGUUGAUGUAUCCAGAAAACAAGCCAAAAUGGCUAAGACGGCUGGGGGAAAGGAUCAAUCAGCUGCUCCUGGGCCCUCUUCGAAGAAAAUUUCCAAUGAUUCAAAGACAGUGCAAGAUUCGUUUUCCCCUUUGAAAGCUCAAAAUGGCAAUGAUUCCUUAGUUUUGGAAAAUGUGAAGCAUACUGAUAAAGCGAAUCAUCAGCCAAUGAAUGCCACGAGUCCGAAGUCAAAGGCAGCUGGAUCGUCUUUCCCCCUUCAUCUGAAGUGCAGCAACAAAAGUGUUCAUGAACAAUCUAAUUCCCUUCCCGGAAUAUCUCGGCCAAAUGAUUCGGGAAAAUCAGCAGUAGUUCGUCAGCAAGUUAACAAUGGCAUGCCUGACCUGGACAUUGCAACGGAAAGCAAAAAAUCUGUUCAAAUAUCUCAUAUCCCCAUGGUAUUUACAUUAGAUUGCUCUUUACCUUUCUCUAUUCAGAAAAAAGGCGGUUCGAAUGGCAGGCCUAAAUCCUCGACACUUGAGAAAGCCAUCAGGGAAUUGGAGAAGGUGGUCGCUGAAUCAAGGCCUCCUGCUGUCACUGAGAAUCAAGAUGCCGAUAUCUCUUCCCAAGCAGUGAAGAGGGGAUUGCCAGGAGAUGUAAAGUUGAAUCUUGCUAAAGUUGCUAGAAUCGCGCAUGCGAGCCAAGGAGAUAUAUCAGGAGAGUUAAUCAAUCGUCUCAUGAGCAUUGUCGGUCAUCUAAUACAGAUUAGAUCACUUAAGAGGAACUUGAAAAUCAUGAUUGAUUCGAGCGUCACUGCAAAUCGAGAAAAGGAUACUAGCGCGCCUAGGCCUCGCCUAGGCUCAAGGCGCAGUGAGGCUAAGGGGUCAGCGCCUCUAAUUGGUGAGGCUAGGCGAUCUCCUAGAGGCUCUCGCUCCGGGACGCCUGGGCUCAAGGCUCGCCUCAACUCGCUCUGCGCCUCAGGCAGAAAAAGUUGCGCCUCAAACGGCCAAGGCUCAGAGGCUCCAGCGCCUAGGCUCAAGGCUCAAACUGAGCACCCCAGCGCCUUGCCUCGCCUUGCGCUAUUUAAAACACAGGAAUGCACCAAACUCAGAGAAACAAGUCAAGAAGCUGGAACAUCAGAUGAUUUUCAGGAUGUUGGCUCUCUUGGAAAGCCACCUGUGAAGAAGUUUGUCAUGGAUGUGGCGCUGGAGGAAAAAUUGUGUGAUCUAUAUGACGUGUUUGUUGAGGGAAUGGAUGAACAUUCAGGUCCACAGAUCAGAAAGCUUUAUUCAGAUCUAGCUGAACUCUGGCCAAAUAGGUUAGUGGACAAUCAUGAGAUCAGGCGUGCCAUUUGCCGAGAAAAGGAAAGGCGGAGAGCAUUGAAAGGAAACUUUGGGAAGGAGAUGGAUCAAACGAAGAUAACUACUUAUCCCGACAAGGCUUCAGGUGUUGGAGUUAAAGCGAGUGUUGUCCUAAGUGCAACUACCACGUCCUUAGUGGACUGUCAAGCUGCAUCAGAUUCGUCCUGUGAAAGGUCAAAGAAGAAAAAUGAGAAAGUAAAGGGAACCUCGAGCUUAAGCAACCCUGCAGCAGAACGAAAUACAGUCAGAAGAAAGACAGAACCAGCUCUAGAAGAAACUCAGCUGCCCGCAGAAAAACCUCUCGUUCUGGCCCUGAAGCGGCAGACACAUCCACAGUCCAAGGCACAUAAACAGGCACAGCCAGAGCUUGACGAAUCUCGUGCUAUGCUACAAGGUUUUCCGGCGGCGAUGAAGACGACGCAACUGUUCAAAGGGGCAAAUGUGUUCAUGUCUCGGAAUCUGGUGCCUCCUGAAGUCUUCGACACACUUCUCGAUGCUUUCAAGCUUAACGGUGCCGAAAUCUUCCUCUGCUGCGACCCAUCUCGGAGCGGUCCCUCCGAUUUCCAUGUCAUCGCAUCUCCCGAUCAUGAGAAAUUUGAGGAUCUUAAAGCCAAGGGUUGUAACUUAAUUGGUCCGCAAUGUGCGCUCUCCUGUGCGAAAGAGGGUAGACCACUGCCACAAGGGGGAUUCACUUGUUGCCUAGCUAUGGAUGGUCUGAAAGUUCUUGCUUCUGGUUUUCUGAUAGAUGAGAAGGCCAAGAUCAAGGAGUUGGUUACUUCCAUGGGUGGCGCUUUACUUUCCAAAGCUUCUUCUGAUGUCAACUUCGUCAUUGUGAAAAAUGUCUUGGCUGCCAAGUACAAGUGGGCUCUGAAUAAGAAGCCAAUCGUUACACUGAAUUGGUUACAUCGGUGUUGGAAUGAGCACCGUGUGGUUCCCCAGGAACCAUAUAAGAUUCCUCCUUUUUCUGGAUUGACAAUCUGUGUCACAAGAAUUCCAGCAGAUGAGCGCAAGGGAAUGGAGAAGGUAAUUUCAGAAUAUGGAGGGAACUACUCUGCUGAGCUAACAAAGAGUUGUACACAUUUGAUCGCUGAUAUAUCCUUUGAAGCAAAAUUUAAAAAUUUGCUAAUCCUAGGUGACAAAUACAAAGUUGCUCGAAAAUGGGGUCACAUUCAAAUUGUCACACGGAAAUGGUUUCAGCAGUCCAUCGAUAGAAAAGUGUGUCUCAAUGAAGAGUUAUAUCCUGUUCUCAGUUCCAUACCCUUGACAAGAGGGGUGCAAGAUUUGGGGGUCCAUAAUGGUCAAGAAAAGUUUCCUUCGGUUGCAACUGCGUCUGCGGCAGAUUCAUAUGUUUCUUGUGCUCAGUCUAGAGACUCAGAUAUAGAAGCUUCUGGUUCACAAAAUGUUUUUUCCACUUCUAUGAAUCCCAGUACCGAUGUUAAAGAACCAAGUGGAGGCCCAACUACAAGGCCGCAAGAGCAAAAUAUUGAUGGUUGUACUGCUAGGGAUUCAGAAUCCGAAGACAAUGACUUGUACUUAUCAGAUUGUAGAAUUUUCCUGCUUGGUUUUGAAGCUUCUGAAAUGCGUAAACUUGCUAAGUUGGUCCGCAGAGGUGGUGGAUCCCGGUAUAUGCUGCUUAACGAAAGAAUGACUCAUAUUGUUGUUGGAACUCCUUCAGAGAGUGAGAAAAGAGAAGCGAGGAGUGUUGCAGCCUCUGGUGUCAUUCAAGUAGUCAUACCCAGCUGGCUUGAAGAUUGUGAUCGUGAGAAAAAAGAAAUUCCCGUUCAUAAAAUAUAUACUGCUAACCACUUGAUUCUUCCAAGAGAUUCUGCAUGCUUGACCAAGGGAUCAUUUGUAGGGAUGUCAAGUAUGGAACAGAGUAAACAUACUAGCGGUCAGACCAUGGCAUAUGAUUCUUCUUCAAGGAGUAUCAAUGUCUCAAAUGGGACAGCAACUUUGCUGGGAAAGAACAAAGAAGCAAUGCAGGAAUUUGGCAGGAAAGAUGAGAUUCAUACAGGAAGAAAAAUAGUAUCACCCAAGCAAAAAGAAACACUUAUUUCCCUUGUAACUAGUAAAAGCGAAGAACAACAGAGUACUCAAUGUGAAUUCAGUGGUCAGAACGAGCAAGAAAGAAAGUCAUCGGUAUUUAAGGGGGAGACAUUUUGUUUCUCGCAUUCUUUUCCUGAAGAUAGGCGACCUGACAUCGUGGAAUGGGUCAAUCAAGGAGGGGGAGAGGUGGUAAAUGAUCCUUUGAUAAAUAAUGCACGUUUUACUAUUGAAUGCCAUGGUGGGUUCCGAAGUGCCGGGACUACCCAAACUAUCUAUGUCUCAAGUCAUUGGGUUCGAUAUUGUUUAGAGGUUGGUUGUUUACUUGCUGUUAGUAGUCAUAUCCUCUACUCACCUCUUCCCUGCCAGACACCUUUGCCUGGAUUCGAAAGCCUUUGCAUAUGUAGUUCCCAACAUAAAGAGAAGGAUAUACCACUCCUGAAAAAUUUGUGUGUUGUUCUUGGAGCAAAAUAUGUGAAAAAACUAACCAGGAAAGUGACGCACUUGCUAUGCAUCUCUGCAGACGGACAUAAGUAUGAGACAGCUUCCAAGUGGGGAAUAGUUUCCGUGACACCUGACUGGCUUUGUGAAUGUGUUAGACAGAAUCAAGUUGUUUGUCCAGAUAACUUCCAUCCAAAGGAAUCAACCACUCAAGAAGCAGGGUCUGGCUUCGCAAGUCAUUUUCAUACACAGUUUGUGCCAAUGGCCUCAAGGGACAAUGUGUCUCUACUUGUAAGUCACUCUGAAGACAGGGAAAAAAAUCAAAGUUUUGCUGGCAAAAGCGGUUGCGGUAAAGGUGAAUUUAAUAACAGACUUGGAGAAAUUGGAAAGGAACAGGCUUUUCCGUCUAAGAAGGCAAAACUUCUGAGAGAUGGUCAAGAAAGUGAUGUGUAUCCUGUGAGAGAACUUCCAAGCAAUUGUGAUCGCCCUUCGCAUUCUGGAGAAGGCAUUGUGUCUGGAUAUGAUGUAGGAAGUGGUCGUGAAGUUCCAGAUGUGGCUGAUACUAUUGAGGAUCUGUUAGAGCAGACUAGUAAAAUUCAAGAUCAGAAGUCUCCUGGGAUGAUUUCAGAAAAGACUCAUUUUUCAACUAGUGAACAAUACAACACCGGGAAUCACUGUGUCACUGGCCUGUCUAGACACUGGAUAAACAGGGUCCAAAAGAAUGAUGACAUGGGCAGUCCUCCAGGAGAUGUAACUACAGGCACUUACGGAAACUUUAGUGAGACGCAGACAGAAUCACAGGUUGUUGGUUACGAGGAAGAUCUUUCAGGAAGGCAGAUGCUUAUAGACAGAGUUAGAACACGAAGCAGCUUAACAUAAAGAGACAGGGUGAGGUGCUCGUUGAGACAGAAACAUCAAACAUGUGCGACUGUAUUGAUGAGAAGUCCAAUGUAAUGUUGCAAAAACAUCCAUUAAAGAAACAGCAGCCAUAUCAAAGUCAUUGAUCAUAUUCAUAUGUAGAUCACAAUUUUUUUAGAUUAAGAAACUUUUAUGAAGUUU
Arabidopsis arenosa is the source of this 5521-nucleotide messenger RNA. Lineage: Eukaryota; Viridiplantae; Streptophyta; Magnoliopsida; Brassicales; Brassicaceae. The record is from the annotation of a GenBank genome assembly.